AUGCAGAGUGUUUGCAUUCUUCUUGCACCGGUCCUCUUUGCGGCUUCAGUGUACAUGGUCCUUGGACGCCUCAUUCGCAGUAUAGGAGCCGACGAGCACUCGAUCAUCCCUGUCAGGUGGCUCACAAGGACAUUUGUUUCAAGCGACAUCAUUUGCUUCCUUGUGCAGGGUUCCGGGUCGGGUCUCAUGGCGAUGGGAUCCAGUGCAAGCAUGGGCAAGUCAAUUGUCCUGGCGGGACUCGCGAUACAAGUCCUCAUGUUUGGCCUGUUCAUUGUCGUCUCGUUCGAAUUUGAGCGGCGUCUCAAUCGUACGGCCAGCGUCGGCAGAUUCGAUAUCAGCGUCCAGUGGAAGAUUCAUCUGCGCGUCCUGAACGUGGUGUGCGCUUUGAUCCUGGUCCGAUCAGUGUUCAGAGUGAUCGAAUAUGCACUUGGAAACGAUGGCUACCUGCUCAGUCACGAAUGGUCAAUUUAUAUCUUCGACUCGGUCCCCAUGACUGCUGUGAUGGCCUUGUGGGCAAAGUGGCAUCCGGGAAUGUUUCGUGGUUCGAAGUCACGCGCCGAUCAUGAUCCAGAAUGGGAGAUGAGGUCUGAUGGGUUGGAGAGUGCCAACGAACGAUCCGUUUGGGGACGAACCAAGGAUGUCCAACAGAAUACAGGCCCUCCACUCGAUUCAACCUGA
This is a messenger RNA of Penicillium diatomitis, 678 nucleotides long. RefSeq names its product RTA1 domain-containing protein. The transcript has a single exon. Gene Ontology annotation, cellular component: membrane. The coding region runs from base 1 to 678 and encodes 225 amino acids. The record is from RefSeq and is a predicted model, not a curated record. Lineage: Eukaryota; Fungi; Ascomycota; Eurotiomycetes; Eurotiales; Aspergillaceae.